This is a messenger RNA of Tupaia belangeri chinensis (Chinese tree shrew), 2051 nucleotides long. RefSeq names its product chromosome unknown C11orf87 homolog (gene CUNH11orf87). The record is from RefSeq and is a predicted model, not a curated record. Lineage: Eukaryota; Metazoa; Chordata; Mammalia; Scandentia; Tupaiidae. The transcript has 2 exons. The coding region runs from base 528 to 1124 and encodes 198 amino acids.
UUCAGCUGCUAUUUGGGGGAGGGGGAGGGUGGUACCAGGGAAGAAGGCUGGAGAAAGAUGGGAUGCGAUCCUGCUCGUCAGCCGCUGCCAGGGACUGAGGCAGAGUGGGAUGGGGUUCCGGGGUGGCCUCUGGGAGUGGGACCUGCGGGAUCUGACGCCGUCCAGGGAGGGAAAGUCCGGGGGAGGAGGAGCGAGGAUUGCGGACCCGGAGCCCGCGGGGCGGCCGGGGUGCGUGCUGGAGUAGGAUCUAGGAGAAACGUCCACGAAGAGCCUGGUGCCUCUGCGGAGGAAAAGGGCGUGCGGACGCGUUCCAGGCUGGACCCGAGCAGACCUCCCGGGCGCCGCUCACUCCCUGGCCGACUGGCUUGCCAGCAGUUGCUCGCUCAGUCCUUGGCUCGCGCGCGCACCCUCUCCCGCGCCAGGGAGUAGUUCUGGGUGGCGUGGGCUCCGUCCUUUUCUUAGCUGGUGGCAACGGUGCGCCCAAGAGGCGAAGCCUGGUGGGCCCGGCCCCUCCCAGCCCAGCGCCGAUGAGUGCCAGGGCGCCGAAGGAGCUGAGGCUGGCGCUGCCGCCUUGUCUCCUCAACCGGACCUUUGCUUCCCCGAACGCCAGCGGCAGCGGCAACGCGGGUGCCCGUGGUCAGGUCGCAGGCGGUGGUGGCUGCACCUGCAUCACGCAGGUGGGACAACAGCUCUUCCAGUCCUUCUCCUCUACGCUGGUGCUGAUUGUCCUCGUCACCCUCAUCUUCUGCCUCAUCGUGCUGUCCCUCUCCACUUUCCACAUCCACAAGCGUAGGAUGAAGAAGCGGAAGAUGCAGAGGGCUCAAGAGGAAUACGAGCGGGAUCAUUGUAGCGGCAGUCGCGGUGGCGGGGGGCUGCCCCGGGCAGGCGGUCAGGCCCCAACCCAAGCAAAAGAAGCCCGGCUGGAGAGGCAGCCCCGGGACUCUGCCUUCUGCUCCCCUUCCAACGUCUCCUCUUCCUCCUCUUCGUCCCCUGGCCUCGCGUGCCAGGGUCCCUGUGCCCCUCCGCCUCCACCGCCAGCUCCCAGUCCACAAGGAGCACACGCAGCCUCCUCCUGUUUGGACACAGCUGGCGAGGGCCUUUUGCAAACGGUGGUACUGUCCUGAUUGUCCAACCCUUCUCCUGUCUCACUCUUUGUUUCCAGCAUCUUUGCCAUCCUUGCUUUUAUUUUUUUCUCCUCCCUUCCUUUUCCAUUAUCCUCUGGCCUCUCUCUUUCCUCUGCAUUCUUUUCUGAUCAGCCCUCCCCUUACUGUUUCUCCUCCGCCGAGGCACUGUGCGGUAUUUGUAAAUAUUGGGCAAGGAAAGUCUCGGAAGAAGAAAUAACGCUGAUAAUAAUUUAUUAAUACUUAUAGUAAUUAUUAUAAUACUAACAACACAGUCCAAGCGCAUGACAAAUCACAUAAUUUCUCAUUGUCAGUGAAGGAUGCAUCUUCCCUCUCGACCCCGUGCCCCUCUCAAUAAGGAGGAGAAACCGCACAAGCUACCAAAUGUGUAAAAGGCAGAGGCAGAGGGAGAGGGCCCGGUAAUGUUGUACAUAGCUGUCGAGUUAAGGUUUAGUUAUCUUCCUCCACCCGCUGAGCUUUCAGUUUCCUUUAGCUUCCCUCCCUUCCCCGUUUCCACUCUCAGCCGGGCUCAAGCAAUAGUACAUUAUAAAGAAAACGUCUACAUUAAGCACCAGGACUACAAGAGGCCACAGCAAAAGUCUCGGCAAAUGUUGUGACAGGUACACCUCUCCACUCAGCCCUUUUCUCACCCAUUACCUUCCCCAGGACAGAGCAUUUUAAUUUACUUUUAGAAAUGUCCCUCGCUGGCCGAGCAUUAGUACAUUAGAAUAUUUAAAUGAGUUUUUUUUUAAUCUGCUUUUUGCUCACUGCCCAGCCCCCACCUGUACACCUUCGACUUGUGACAUUUUUCAGGAUUCACGGAAGAUCCGGGAGCUGUCCAGCCAGGUCUGGUGAUGAAAUAGCCUCACUGUAUUGGUUCCUUCUCUGGUUGCGCAGGCGGAGGAGGGGCUGUUUUGGAAAGUGACUAUU